UAAAAUCGAUUAAUUACCUGCGUUGAACUUGUUCUUUUUCUUUGUUGUGUCGUUUCUGUUUGUUUGAAAAUAAAGCUAGAAUUAGUAGAAAAAUGUCAUUGUUUAAAGUAUGUACAUGGUGGUCAGCACAGUGUCCGGACUUUCAAUCGAAUUACGAUGCACAGCUAUUGCAUUGUUGUCGUUUUGGUGUCGAAGAAAAUGAAAAGGAUUACGUAAUUGUUGCAUCUCAUUCGGGCUAUGUCAGCAUUUUCCAGCCAAAUGCAACGAUGACCGACGAAACUGAAGAUGAAGAGCCCACCUCUGGUUUUAGGCCCACCGAUCAAUUGCUUGAAAUUAAAUUAACCGAUCCCAUCAUACAGUUAUCGUCUGGAAAAUUUAUUAUAGGUGCUGCAAAUGAACGAAAACGACAAUUAGCCAUUUUACAUUCGAUGAAACUGUCCAUUUAUUCAUUGCAUUUGACAGAGGGGCUUGCUGAACACGGAGCUCAGUUUAAAUUGAACCUUUGUUUUGAGCAUAAACUCAAUAAAGCUGCGUUUUCAAUGUGUCAUGGUCAUUUUGGUGGUUAUAAAAGUCGUGAAUUCUUUUGUAUCACCCACAUGGAUAGUACGCUAACAUUUUAUGAACAGGAUGGGAUUGCUUACGAAACCACUUUGACCGGUGAACGGCACAUUCCAUCGAAAAUGGUUUUUAAUUCACGAACUGAUACUUUCCUUACGGUGUCUUCAUACUGCGAUUUGGAAUGUUAUCGAUACCAAGAUUUAGGCCAAUCGGUGGACACACAAAGAAGUAGCCUACCGUUUCCGGUUUGGUCGGUUUGCAUUGGCGAAUUUUCGUUGGACCUUCAAAUUCAACAAAUUUCAGACAAUGAAAAUCUGAUAUUAGUUUUAUGUGAGAAUUUACUCUAUGCCAUAUCGGAUACGUCAAAUAUUAAAUUUAUCAAACGAUUGGACUAUGUACCUAUGUGUUUUUGUUCAUUUGUUGCUGGAUGGUAUUAUGAACCGGAUGCUCGUUUGAUAAUAACUGUUGUGUCAGAAAGUGGAACAAUCUUAAUUUAUAAUACGUCUCAAUUAAUUUGGGCGGCACAAUUGUCGUACGUUCCAAUGGCAAUUUGUCGAACGAAUGUAAACGGUUUGCCUGGUGCAAUCUGUACAUUGAGCGAAACUGGUAAAAUGGCUAUAUCCUAUUUGGGUUCCGAUCCGCAAAUGUUUCAAGUGCCACCGUUAAAUAUGCAAAAACUUAAUUUUGAAAAAACACAAACCGAACUGAUCGAAUUGGAAAAAGAAAUUAAAGCUGGCAUUGAUUUUACGGAUAUGUCGUCGAUCAAUGCAUCGGCCGAACGUGAUUUGAAUGUUGAUUUUUCCAUUGAUUCAACUCUCGAACAAUGUAAAUACUCGACAAAAAUGCCAAGCACCAUUGUAUCGCCUGAUGAUAUGAAAAUGGUGCGAGCCACCGUAAAACUACAUGCACAAACCAAUUUGGAGCAAAUUCAAGUACAAUUCUAUUGUUCGGAACCGUUAACGGCCAACAAAGCAAUACAUUCAUUUCAACAAAUGAAUGCAAAUCAAAGCGAAAUUAUUGAAACGUGUUUUUAUAUGGAAAACAGUUGUGAUAUUGCCAGUAAAUCGGUUGUAGCGGUCACAUCUUUCAUAAAUAAACACACAAUUCCACGUGUCAUUGAAAAAACAAUAGAUUUACCAUUGAAAAUGUUCUUUAAAACGUGUAUACCUCAAAAAGAUUCCGCCAUCAAAUUGACGAUUACAGUAAAUCAGACUACCGUACCAACCAUCGAUCAAUUAUUUGCAAACGAUUUUCCAAUUGAGCCCACACACAAUGCAAUCGGAUUCAAGUCAAUUUACUCGGGAAAAAUUGUUACCAUUGUCGCUGCAAAGAAUUCCAAUCGAUUUAGGCUUCAAUCGGACCAUUUACCAACAAUUGCACCGAUUUUAGAAUCGAUUGUUGAUCGAAUUGAGAAAUAUACAACGCCAAAGAUUCGAAUUACGAACAGUUCGCCAUUACCGGUAACCGCAUUGAUUACUCUUGUUGACAUUCAUUAUAAAUCCUAUGAAAAAGUACAAAUUGUGCGGGAAAAAUUGAAAAAUUGUACAAUACGAAUGCGAUUGCUGGAACGAAGGUAUUUCACGAAAUUGGAUGACAAAAAAACCGGUUCAAUCGACAGUAUAGUGACAUUCUUAAAAACAACACACCAAGAGCUAAUGACCCACAUUCAAACUUUAGAGAAUGCUAAACAAAAUUUAUCAAAGAUCCAAUGCGAUUUGUCGUGUGGGUUGGCAUGUGUAAAUGGAUUGAUUAAAUUAAUUGAUGUGCCACCAAAAGGUUGUGAUACUUUACGUUCGGCGCUAAUGAGUACUGUGACUGAUUAUCCACAGCAGAGUUGGGAAGAGAUGACAGCGGCUGGCUUAAAUAUUUUGACUUAUGUUGGUCCAUUAAAAAAGAAUAAAAAUGGGGUUGCCGAUGAUGAUCCAACACUUGAUGUGGCACCAUUUGACUUUGAACGAUUUAAAAGACAUUUAACUGGAUUAUUAGAACGCGUCUCACGUCAAUCUGGUGAUCAAAAGUCCAAUAGCAUUGACGAAACGCUUACUGAAGAAGACGACAUUAAUGAAUUAUCCGUCGAUAAUCCAAAAACAACCAACGAAGAAAGCGAUUGGAUUUUUGAUGUAAAACAAACAAUGGAUAUUUUACCACGACUUCAAAACAACAUCGAUUAAAAUGGCACACAAUCGAGUUUUUCAAAAGAUUAAUUUAUCGCUUAUAACAUAUUUUCUUGUAAUUUGAAUUAUAUUUUAGUUUUUUCUUUUAUUGUUGGAUUUAUUUGAACGGAAAUUAUUGACAAAAAAAAUUCAUUUGGCAAAUUUAACUUUAAACA
Molecule: messenger RNA, 2887 nt
Organism: Contarinia nasturtii (swede midge)
Lineage: Eukaryota; Metazoa; Arthropoda; Insecta; Diptera; Cecidomyiidae
Gene: BBS9
Product: protein PTHB1
Exons: 9
Coding region: 93-2729 (878 amino acids)
Biological process (GO): cilium assembly
Cellular component (GO): membrane; BBSome
Molecular function (GO): protein binding
Source: RefSeq, a predicted model, not a curated record